AUGAAAAAAUAUGCCACGAAUGCAAGAUUGAUCUCUUUCGCAUAUAUCUUAUAUAUGUACUCGUGCAGCAGUGCGUCUAUAUUAUUUUCCCUUGUACCCAAAUUGUUGAACAUCGUAUUACCCCUCAACGAAUCCCGACCUAUAACUAUGCCUUUCGAUGUUUAUUAUUUCGUGGACGAAGAGAAAUAUUAUUUCUACAUUAUAUUUCAUAUAUAUAUGAGCAUAAUUAUAUCUUUUACGACGGCAACCGCACACGAUUGCACGUUUUUUAUUUAUAUUGAGCAUGUCUGCAGCCUUUUUGCUGUGACUGAAUUUCGUCUUGAAACUUUAUCACAUAGGGAUCGCAACGACGCGAAUAAUCUUUCGUAUAAUCGGAAAAUCAUUGUCUUCAUCCAUGCACACUGGCGAGCUUUACGUUUCGCGAAAAUUCUUGAAGACAUCUUUUGCACUGCUUUCGCAGUACAAAUGUUGAUAGUUGUUGUAACAUUGAGCAUUUCUCUGGUACAAAUUACGUUACUGUACGGCGACAUUAAUGCAAUGUUGAGGUAUCUAAUGUAUAUCUUUGGUCAAGUAUUACACACGUUUUGUUUCAGUCUACAAGGUCAGAGAUUGAUCAAUCACAGCAUACAAUUGCACGACAAAAUAUACAAUUCUUCCUGGUAUGAAAUACCUGCGGAAUCACGAAAGCUGCUUUUGUUCGUAAUGCAAAUGUGCAUAAAACCCCGUUUUUUGAGCGCCGGUAAGAUUUAUGUUUUCUGUUUGGAGAGCUUCACCAUGGUAAAGAUUAUUUACGAAACUUAUGUAUGUUUUUUCAUAUAG
Molecule: messenger RNA, 819 nt
Organism: Atta colombica
Lineage: Eukaryota; Metazoa; Arthropoda; Insecta; Hymenoptera; Formicidae
Exons: 7
Coding region: 1-819 (272 amino acids)
Biological process (GO): sensory perception of smell; detection of chemical stimulus involved in sensory perception of smell
Cellular component (GO): plasma membrane
Molecular function (GO): odorant binding; olfactory receptor activity
Source: RefSeq, a predicted model, not a curated record